UAUUGCUCCACGUCUGCAGGACUGAGUAAAAUGGACGCGGUGCUGCUGGAUCCGUCGCUGUAUACAGUGAAAGCUGUUUUGAUCUUGGACAAUGAUGGAGAAAGAUUACUUGCCAAGUACUAUGAUGAGACAUAUCCAACCGUGAAAGAGCAGAAGGCGUUUGAGAAGAAUAUAUUUAAUAAAACCCAUCGGACGGACAGUGAGAUUGCUCUACUUGAGGGACUAACGGUGGUCUAUAAGAGUUCCAUUGAUCUAUACUUCUAUGUCAUUGGAAGCUCGCAUGAGAAUGAGCUCAUGUUGAUGGCAGUUCUCAAUUGUCUUUUUGACUCACUAAGUCAAAUGCUCCGAAAAAAUGUGAAAAGCGAACUCUGCUUGAAAACAUGGAAGGACUGUUCCUGGCAGUUGAUGAGAUAAUAGAUGGCGGUGUUAUUUUGGAAAGCGAUCCUUAGCAAGUAGUUCACCGGGUCGCCCUGAGGGGAGAUGAUGUUCCUCUCACAGAACAAACCGUUUCUCAAGUUCUUCAGUCGGCAAAAGAGCAAAUAAAGUGGUCACUUCUGCGAUAGGUGGAUAAUUUUAAGUACGGCACAUAUUCAUUCCGUCUUGAGAAGACUUUCCACGCUCCUCCCUCUACUUUAACCCCUUAAGGACCAAACUUCUGGAAUAAAAGGGAAUCAUGACCUGUCACACAUCAUGUGUCCUUAAGGGGUUAAUCUGUAUAAUGAGCAUUACCUUUUUAUAGUUCUAGGUCAUUGCACUAAUGUCCUUGUGUCAUUGUUCCUGCUUAUAAGGACAGUAAUUCAAUGCUCUGCAGCUCCCUAGAACAGCAAAUUCCUUUACAACUUUUGACUUUAUUGCCUUUGUUUGUCCUAUCACACAUAUAGCUUCCUUAUCUUUAGCGAAUGCUAGCAAGUGAGAACAUAGCACCACGUUGUUGUAGUACUAGAACAUCACAAAGUGUCAUUACAAAUUCAACCAUUGUCCUUACAAUUAAAGCCACAGAGCUAGUAUUUCAUUUUUCAUGUUGCCUAUUAUUGGCAGUAAAUGCCCAUACCACAGAGUAGUAGAUUUCUCCAGGGGGUUUGGAUCAUGUACAGUUACCUUUUUUCUUUAUAACAUUAUCUUCAGGAAUAAUAAUAAAGAACCUCCAUAUCCUUUCACGCUCUACCAGAGACCACAGCCUUGGGCAAUAUGAUAUUACAUUAAAUGCAAUGUGAGUUGACAAAGUGGACCAAUUGUGUGUGUAUAAAGGGCAUGCCUGUGCUACUUCAGGGUUGCCCAAGUCCAUAACCGAAGUAUCUUAAAAACCUAGGCCACUGCUUUCCAAAUGCAGAUGGUGGGUUUCUGACCCCCAGCAUGCCUAAAAAGUCUGCAUUCCUUGUUAUAUAGCAUCAGUGUUCUAGUUGAUGCUGUGGACCUACAAAAUUUUAAAGGCCUGCAUUCUGCAUCAGUAGGACCGCACUGGUCUAGGUAUAAAAAACAUUCUACAUGAAAGCUGCCUGAUAUGUUUUCAUGCCUGAAUUGCACUCACAUGUGAAACCGAAAGCUGUACAAAAUAUUAAUAAACAUUCAACCAACAUGAAAAAAAAAA
Pelobates cultripes (western spadefoot toad) is the source of this 1588-nucleotide messenger RNA. The record is from the annotation of a GenBank genome assembly. NCBI's taxonomy places the organism in Eukaryota, Metazoa, Chordata, Amphibia, Anura, Pelobatidae.